Molecule: messenger RNA, 2577 nt
Organism: Dama dama (fallow deer)
Lineage: Eukaryota; Metazoa; Chordata; Mammalia; Artiodactyla; Cervidae
Product: basic proline-rich protein-like
Exons: 4
Coding region: 1-2577 (858 amino acids)
Source: RefSeq, a predicted model, not a curated record
AUGGGCCUGGUGGUGGCUCUGGGCUCAACCUGGCUCAGCAGUCCAGCUCGCUUCCCAGACUGGACGGAGCUAUUCACGAUCUCGAGGAGUCGCCCGGGGCUGGCAGACAAAGGGGAGGCUGGAGACAGACAGCUCCCAUCCCGGGGCGCCCUCCCUCCCCCGAUCGUGGGCCUGCCCGCCUGCCUGCCCGCCAACAGCCAGUCGACCAACCUACUGAGUGCAUCAGUUGUUGGCAAUGCAGCCUCCCGCGGGGACCCCGGAGCCCCGCGUGGUUGGCCCCCCCCUCCAGUGCGGCCUCCCGCGGGGACCCCGGAGCCCCGCGUGGUUGGCCCCCCCCUCCAGUGCGGCCUCCCGCGGGGACCCCGGAGCCCCGCGUGGUUGGCCCCCCCCUCCAGUGCAGCCUCCCGCGGGGACCCCGGAGCCCCGCGUGGUUGGCCCCCCCCUCCAGUGCGGCCUCCCGCGGGGACCCCGGAGCCCCGCGUGGUUGGCCCCCCCCCUCCAGUGCAGCCUCCCGCGGGGACCCCGGAGCCCCGCGUGGUUGGCCCCCCCCCCUCCAGUGCGGCCUCCCGCGGGGACCCCGGAGCCCCGCGUGGUUGGCCCCCCCCUCCAGUGCAGCCUCCCGCGGGGACCCCGGAGCCCCGCGUGGUUGGCCCCCCCCUCCAGUGCGGCCUCCCGCGGGGACCCCGGAGCCCCGCGUGGUUGGCCCCCCCCCUCCAGCGCGGCCUCCCGCGGGGACCCCGGAGCCCCGCGUGGUUGGCCCCCGCCCCUCCAGUGCGGCCUCCCGCGGGGACCCCGGAGCCCCGCGUGGUUGGCCCCCCCCCUCCAGCGCGGCCUCCCGCGGGGACCCCGGAGCCCCGCGUGGUUGGCCCCCGCCCCUCCAGUGCGGCCUCCCGCGGGGACCCCGGAGCCCCGCGUGGUUGGCCCCCCCCUCCAGUGCGGCCUCCCGCGGGGACCCGGAGCCCUGCGUGGUUGGCCCCCCCCCUCCAGUGCAGCCUCCCGCGGGGACCCCGGAGCCCCGCGUGGUUGGCCCCCGCCCCUCCAGCGCGGCCUCCCGCGGGGACCCCGGAGCCCCGGGUGGUUGGCCCCCGCCCCUCCAGUGCAGCCUCCCGCGGGGACCCCGGAGCCCCGCGUGGUUGGCCCCCCCCCCCUCCAGUGCAGCCUCCCGCGGGGACCCCGGAGCCCCGCGUGGUUGGCCCCCCCCUCCAGUGCAGCCUCCCGCGGGGACCCCGGAGCCCCGCGUGGUUGGCCCCCCCCUCCAGUGCGGCCUCCCGCGGGGACCCCGGAGCCCCGCGUGGUUGGCCCCCCCCUCCAGUGCGGCCUCCCGCGGGGACCCCGGAGCCCCGCGUGGUUGGCCCCCCCCCCCCUCCAGUGCAGCCUCCCGCGGGGACCCCGGAGCCCCGCGUGGUUGGCCCCCCCCUCCAGUGCAGCCUCCCGCGGGGACCCCGGAGCCCCGCGUGGUUGGCCCCCCCCUCCAGUGCGGCCUCCCGCGGGGACCCCGGAGCCCCGCGUGGUUGGCCCCCCCCUCCAGUGCGGCCUCCCGCGGGGACCCCGGAGCCCCGCGUGGUUGGCCCCCGCCCCUCCAGCGCGGCCUCCCGCGGGGACCCCGGAGCCCCGGGUGGUUGGCCCCCGCCCCUCCAGUGCAGCCUCCCGCGGGGACCCGGGAGCCCCGCGUGGUUGGCCCCCCCCCCCCUCCAGUGCGGCCUCCCGCGGGGACCCCGGAGCCCUGCGUGGUUGGCCCCCGCCCCUCCAGCGCGGCCUCCCGCGGGGACCCCGGAGCCCCGGGUGGUUGGCCCCCGCCCCUCCAGUGCAGCCUCCCGCGGGGACCCCGGAGCCCCGCGUGGUUGGCCCCCCCCCUCCAGUGCAGCCUCCCGCGGGGACCCCGGAGCCCCGCGUGGUUGGCCCCCCCCCUCCAGUGCAGCCUCCCGCGGGGACCCCGGAGCCCCGCGUGGUUGGCCCCCCGCUCCAGUGCAGCCUCCCGCAGGGACCCCGGAGCCCCGCGUGGUUGGCCCCCCCCUCCAGUGCAGCCUCCCGCGGGGACCCCGGAGCCCCGCGUGGUUGGCCCCCCCCCUCCAGUGCAGCCUCCCGCGGGGACCCCGGAGCCCCGCGUGGUUGGCCCCCCCCCUCCAGUGCAGCCUCCCGCGGGGACCCCGGAGCCCCGCGUGGUUGGCCUCCCCCCUCCAGUGCAGCCUCCCGCGGGGACCCCGGAGCCCCGCGUGGUUGGCCCCCGCCCCUCCAGCGCGGCCUCCCGCGGGGACCCCGGAGCCCCGCGUGGUUGGCCCCCGCCCCUCCAGCGCGGCCUCCCGCGGGGACCCCGGAGCCCCGCGUGGUUGGCCCCCGCCCCUCCAGCGCGGCCUCCUGCGGGGACCCCGGAGCCCCACGUGGUUGGCCCCCGCCCCUCCAGCGCGGCCUCAGCUGGCCCCUCUCGCGUGCUGCGCGCACACUGUCCCCUCUUCUGCGCUGACCCCUCGAGCUGCGCCUCUCCAGGCCUCGCACGCGCUGCUGCUCUCCGACCUCACGCAGCUGGUUCUCUGUCAUCGAGUCUCUUCAAACGUCCCCCCUCUGACCGCCGUGUUCUGA